AUGGAUACUUUGGUGCAAAUAGCGAUGGCCGAGGCGCUGGGCGGCGCGUUCCGCUGCAUCGCCCAGUCCGUGUCGCAGAUGCAGGAGGCCAUGUGGGCCAUGAACCAGAAGAUGGAGCGCACCAACGACACCGUGUGCUGCAUGGCGCAGAGGCUCAAAGCGCAGGGGCGCACCGUGUGCAGGCUGGACCGCCGCAUGAACCACCUCGAGUGCGGCUCCUACGGCCUGCAGCAGCAGCCCCAACCGGACGCAUUCUUCUCCUGCGGCAAGGACGACUUCGCGGCGCCCGGCGGGGGCUUCUGCUGCGCGGCGGGCGGGGCAAGAGGAGGGGGAGGAGGCAGCUUCUGCGACGGCCCUCCCCUCCCCAGGACCACCUCUUGCACCCUGGCCGCCUACCAGGUAGCUACUUCCCCGGCGGGGACGAAGUAA
Gryllus bimaculatus (two-spotted cricket) is the source of this 429-nucleotide messenger RNA. NCBI's taxonomy places the organism in Eukaryota, Metazoa, Arthropoda, Insecta, Orthoptera, Gryllidae. The record is from the annotation of a GenBank genome assembly.